Penaeus vannamei (Pacific white shrimp) is the source of this 1374-nucleotide messenger RNA. The record is from RefSeq and is a predicted model, not a curated record. Lineage: Eukaryota; Metazoa; Arthropoda; Malacostraca; Decapoda; Penaeidae.
AGUCGGGCGUCAGCUGCCAGACGACACAGCGAGAGAGCGAGUCAGAACCCCAAGGCGUCAGCGGGACAGACGGACGGAAAGAAAAAGCUGCGAGAUCCUCCGAGCGGAACCCUCACGCGGCAGACUAAAGCGGAAAUCUCUGCCGAAGGAUUCUGCAGACGGUGAGAGGACCUUCUCCUCCUCCCCCUCCUCCCCCUCAGGAUGCUGCUGACGACGCUGGUGGUGGUGCUGGCCUUCCGCCUCUUCUACCGCUUCUGGUCAGGACGCUGCUCCUCCAAGAGAUCGCUGGCGGGGAAGACGGUCGUCGUCACCGGCGCCUCUGCAGGCAUUGGCAAAGAGGCUGCCAAGGACUUCCUGCGGCGAAGGGCGAGGGUCAUUCUGGCCUGCAGGAACCUGGAGAAGGCGCAGAAGGUGGCGGAGGAGCUGGUGGCGGAGACCGGCAACCCGGAGGUGGCCGUGAGGCGUCUCGACACGGCGGACCUGGCCUCCGUCAGGGCCUUCGCCGAGGAGUUCCUGAGGACCGAGGAUGCUCUGCACGUCCUGGUGAACAACGCCGGGAUCGCGGGCGCCAGGACACGCCAGGAGACGAAGGACGGCCUCGAGCUGACGAUGGCCACCAACCACUUCGGGCACUUCCUCCUGACGAACCUCCUGCUCAAGCGCCUUCAGGAGAGCGCCCCCAGCCGCGUGGUCACCGUCUCCUCCGCCGCCCACAUGGUAGUGAGGAAGCUGGACCCGAGGGACCUCAACCUCAGCGCCUCCUACGGGUCCAUGCAGGCCUACGGACUCAGCAAACUCUGCAACAUCCUUUUCGCGGCGGAGUUGGCCGAGAGGCUGCGGGGCACGGGCGUGACCAGCAACAGCCUCCACCCUGGCGCCGUGGGCCACCGAGUUCUUCCUACUACUCCGCCCUUCUAUUCCAAAUUGACCCCGUCGGACCCCAACUGCCCCUCUCACAUUCCCGUCUCUUCCCGACGCCAGGACUCCGAGCUGGGCGCCCAAACCACCAUCCACCUCGCCGUCUCCGAGGACCUGGACCGCGUCUCGGGGAAGUACUUCGAGGAUUGCAGGAAGAGGUUCUAUGCUGUGUCAAGGGUUGCACUGGGGAUCAGGUUGCAACAUGGAGCAAAGGUCUCUGGAACCUCGCUUGGAGGGUCCUGCACAGCUCCGAGCAGGGUCUCAGGUGAAGGACUCUCGUCUUCUGAAUCCUACGGCAAAGAGGCCACGCCCACCAGGAUAGCCCGUGACCGCGCCGUCGCCAAGUCCGUGUGGGAGGUGAGCGAGGCCCUGGUCAACCUGCGCCCUUCUGAGGUCAACUACUGAGGUCAAGAGGAGACGCCGGGGGGUCGCCUGCUCUCUCUCGUUCUUGCUCUU